UGUUUCUCCGUGCUCUUUUUUUUUUCGCUGAUAUUAUGGAAAGUUAAAGUUUAUACGCUACAGCUUUACAAUGUCAUGAGAAAUAUGAGGCGCGUCAUUUCUCCACCUUGAGCUGCAAGACGUCACCUUGAUCCUGCACACGAAUUUCUCCUCACCAGCCAUCAACUUUGUUCAGUAAGUUGCAACGGUAAUGACAGAGACACGCCCAAUUCUAUUUUACGAUAUAGCUUCGGGUCGACCUGUCAGGAGCUACGCGCCGAAUCCCACAAAAACACGAUAUGCGCUGAAUUUCAAGAAGGCUUUCUACACGACACAAUGGGUCGAGCUGCCAGACGUAGCUAAAACACGUAGAGACAUACUGAAAGUUCCACCGUCACGAUCCCAUUUCGAUGGUUCCGACUACUACACACUGCCAGUGAUUCAUGAUACUUCCAAUGAUACCAAGGUAGGGGACUCCUUCGAUAUCGCAGUGUAUCUCGAUGAGAUAUACCCUGCUCCAAAUCCUCCUCUGAUUCCUCCGAGUUCAGUAGCAAUCAUGCGUGCCUGGAACACAAAAUGCGAUGCAGUCUUUUCAGGCGCUAGCAAUACCUUUGGCUCGAUUGGUCUGAUGUAUGCUCACGGCUUGCCAUUCAAUCCAGAGACUGCAGAGCAGAGCAAAAGCAAUUUCGUCGCCAAGGUACCGGGCAUGACUUGCUGGGACGAUUUUGAUCUCAAGGGAGAGGCUAGAACAGCAACGCUGGAAGGUUUUCAACAAGAUAUGAAAGAACUUGGAAGCUACUUUCGUAAACGAGACGAGGGACCAUAUCUAGAGGGCAAGAUUCCCACAUAUGCUGAUUUGAUUUUAGGUGGCUGGUUGAAGCUCCUAAGCGUUGCUUUGCCGGAAUGGGAUCAAGUUGCAACGUGGGAUGAUGGGCUAUGGGGUAUGCUGCACGAUACGUUACAAAGAGAGUAUGGUCAAGAAUAGGGCUGUGAAAAUUCGUUUUCAGUGAUUCUUUUGAUAAUCGAUAUGACAUUAAUAAACCUUUCGGUCCAUGAGAUAUACGUUCUACUCGCAAGGCGAAAGACGUGGGGUGCCUGCAAAACGUCAGCCAUGCAGGAUCUUAAUUAUGAGAGCUCUGUCUAGUCACGUGUCAUGAAGAAUUAGCAAUGUAUUACUCG
Verruconis gallopava is the source of this 1158-nucleotide messenger RNA. RefSeq lists its product as uncharacterized. NCBI's taxonomy places the organism in Eukaryota, Fungi, Ascomycota, Dothideomycetes, Venturiales, Sympoventuriaceae. The transcript is spliced from 2 exons. The record is from RefSeq and is a predicted model, not a curated record. The coding region runs from base 191 to 964 and encodes 257 amino acids.